GGCCACGACUCGCUGGCGAAGGAUUCCGCUCAGCUCGUGACAAACCACCCGCCGGACCACUGACAUAAAAACGAAUCCCCUUCCCUUCCCAGAGCCCACACAAACAGCACAACAACACAGCAGCACCCUCCAGACAACCACUACAAUGCCCGCUAAAGCAAUGGAGCCUGUCGAGGCCGCAAACUUCGACCUCUCCGUCAACCCCGCAGACGACUUCUAUUCCUACGUCAACGGAGGGUGGCUGAAAACCCAUGACAUCCCGGCAGACAAAUCGCGUUAUGGAGUCUUCGAGCAACUCAUCGACUCGAACGAUGAUCUCCUGAAGAGCAUCCUAGAGGAAGUUAUCGACCCCUCCAACAAGCCCUCUAUGCUUGGUGAAUUCUACCGCUCCGGUGUGGACGAGGCUCUCUCCAACAAAGCCGGCCUGACACCCGUGCAGGACAUCCUCGACAAGAUCUCCGGCGUCAAAACCGCCAAGGACGCUGUUGAGUUAGCCGGAAAGGAUCUGCACGUGCAGCAGAUCGGUGGACCCUUUUGGUCGGCACACGUCAACCCUGACGCCAAGAACUCCGUCUGGGAGAUCCUGGAGCUGUAUCAAAGCGGCCUUGGUCUUCCCGACCGUGACUACUACUUUGACGAGGAUAAGAAGGAGAUCCGCGAAAAAUAUCACACUUUCAUCGCCGACCUGUUCCAGUUGGCGGACAAGUCGCUGUCCAAGAGCGAUGCUGACUCGAUCGCCAAGGCUAUCUACGAUGUGGAACUCGAGUUGGCGAAAUCCUCGUUGACCAUGAGCGAGCGCCGUGAUCCAGAGGCGACGUACAACAAGAAGACCGUCAAAGAACUCGCUGUGCUCGCGCCUGAGGUCGAAUGGGAGGCCUACUUUAAGUCUAUCGGCUACGAGAACGUGGACGCGUUCGGCGGCUUCGUCAUCCUCGACAACCCCAAAUUCUUCACCAAGAUCAGCGAACUCCUGAAGAGCGUCAGCAUCAAGGACUGGCAGAACUACCUCCGCUUCAACGCUCUGCGUGGGAGCGCCCCAUAUCUGAGCAAGGAAUUUGUCGACCUCCGCUUCGCUUUCUACGGCACCGUCCUCACAGGCCAAGCCGAGAUCAAGCCCAGGUGGAAGCGCGUACUGGAUACCAUCUCCUCCGCUAUCCCCGACAGCCUCAGCGUCGCCUACAUCGCACGCGCAUUCCCACAGGAAGCCAAAGCCCAAGCCGACGAACUCGUCCAACUCGUCAUCGCCGCCCUCGAAGAGAAGCUCAAAGUCCUCGACUGGAUGGAAGACGCCACGCGCGCCAAAGCCCUCGAAAAACUCAAAGCCAUGCGUCCCAAGAUCGGUUUCCCGGACAAAUGGGAAGACUAUGGCGCCGCCCUCGAAUCCGCCGUCUUGCACACCAAGCCCUGGUUCGAGAACGUGCGGCUUGUCAACGCCGCCGACUCGCAACGUAUGUAUAAGCGCGUCAACAAACCCGUCGACCGGAACCGCUGGGAGAUGCCGGCUUACAUGGUGAACGCAUACUUUCACCCUUCCCUCGUCGAGAUCGUCUUCCCCGCGGCAAUCCUCGCCCCUCCUUUCUUCUUCCACGGCGAAGACGGCGGCGCCCCCGCCUUCAGUUUCGGAGCCAUCGGCGCCGUCAUCGGCCACGAGAUCACGCACGGGUUCGACGACCAAGGCAAACAAUUCGACGCACACGGGAACCUCGUCAACUGGUGGACCGAAGGCGACGCCAAACGGUUCAACGAACGCGCAAAGGUUAUCAUCGAGCAGUAUAACGAGUACGUUACUUUCGGCCAGAACGUGAAAGGCGACCUCACACAGGGCGAAAACAUCGCGGACCUGGGUGGGCUGAAGAUCGCAUACCUCGCCUUCCAAAAGUACCAAGCCAAACACGGCCGUGUACCUGACUACAUCGUGCGCGACGCCCAGGGUACCGAGAUCCUCCGCCUCACACCUGAACAGCAGGUGUUUGUAAGCUGGGCGCAGGUAUGGCGGAACACUAUCAGGAAGGAGAAUGCGUUGAUGCGGAUCACGACGGACCCGCAUUCGCCCGGGAACUAUAGGGCGAAUGGGCCGUUGUCGAAUUUGGCGGAGUUUUGGGAGGCGUUUGGGGUGAAGGAGGGGGAUGGGAUGCGGAGGGUCGGGGAGAAGCUGGUUAACAUUUGGUAGGCCGGCUGAUUGUGGUUCUUCUUGUUAUGAGAGGUCGGCAGUAGCCUUUCUAGCGUAGCACGGUCAUUUUAGCAGAUGUCGUGUCGUGAGAGGACGUAUGCAGCGGGAUCCGUAGGACAACAUUCUGUGUUUUUCAUCUCAUUUUGUACAUAAUCAAAACAAAUGUGCCGGACACUUUCGU
Molecule: messenger RNA, 2351 nt
Organism: Fimicolochytrium jonesii
Lineage: Eukaryota; Fungi; Chytridiomycota; Chytridiomycetes; Spizellomycetales; Powellomycetaceae
Product: endothelin-converting enzyme 1
Exons: 3
Coding region: 146-2170 (674 amino acids)
Biological process (GO): protein processing
Cellular component (GO): plasma membrane
Molecular function (GO): metalloendopeptidase activity
Source: RefSeq, a predicted model, not a curated record